Molecule: messenger RNA, 1983 nt
Organism: Oncorhynchus tshawytscha (Chinook salmon)
Lineage: Eukaryota; Metazoa; Chordata; Actinopteri; Salmoniformes; Salmonidae
Exons: 2
Coding region: 1285-1983 (232 amino acids)
Source: RefSeq, a predicted model, not a curated record
ACUGAACCAGACAUGACUGACCUGGACUGACCCUGGGAAUGAGGGAAGAUGUUGUAGAUGUUGUGUACUGUGGGGUCAGAGGUGACUGUAAAUCAGGAUUAGGUUCACAACACCAGGAGAGUCCAAGUAAACAGGUGUGUGUUAUCCAUAUUGACCACAAUGUGGAGGAGUGGGACUUUCACUGUAUGCAUUAGUCUACUACAAUAGAAAGAGGUGUAGAUGAGGUAUCUGCUUAAAUGUUCCCAGAAAGAGGACAUCUUUUCAUUCUAUACAUACAGGCUUCUAGACUAAUGCAUGUUGAGUAAAUAAAACUAAACACAUGUUUGCUCCUCAGUGUCCCUCUGAUUAAGAGGUGUCUGCAUCACAUCCUACUGCAGCAAAAGGAAAUCUUAAGGGUUGAUGUAUAACUAUAAAUGUUGUUUUAAGUUCUGAAUCUAGAAAGACAUGCCAAAAUGCCCGCCGUCCGGUAAUUCGAUCAUGAUUACUAAGUUUAGAUAGCUGGCCGUUAAACUAAUUUACCAGUCUAAAAAAUGUUAGCUGACAUAAGAUAAUUGAGUGACUGUCAGUGGCUGACAUAUCAAGAGAAAAACUGCUGAUGCACAACUACAUUUCAAUAUUGCACCUUGUGUAUUUUACUACAUUAGAUAUUAUAACGCCCAACAAUUAGUGGAGACCCCAACUGAAUUUAUUUUAAUGAUUUAACUGCUUACGGAAAUUGAUCUGAGGGCCUUCAAAAGGCCGGGUCACCAGUUAACCAUCCCUGAUAUAGUACUAUAAAAUAAAACAAAACGUUUGGAGAUUUGUAUUACAUAUUUGAAUAAUCUAAUGUUAGAAUGACACAAUCAAGGACUUUAAACAGUUGUUGGACAAUAAAUGUAAAAAUGAACUUCCUUUUAUGGGGUUAGAUGGAGUUGACAUAGAUCCACUUAGUUGCAUUUUUAGAAAACAUCCUAAUUUUUUAAAUGUAUAUCUGGUUCAUCAAAAUGUAUAUUUCAAAUGUUGUUUAUAUGAAGAAAAAUAUUUGUGUGAAAAAGAUGGAGUUUGUCCCGUCUUUCAAGAAUCCCUGAGCUACAGCGUCUAUUCCCAGUAUCAUUGGUCUGUAGCCUGUAGUAAAGCCCCAUCACCAUGGGGGCGCUGUGAUUUGUUUCUGGUCUCGUUUCCCGCUGACAAAAACAGAACAAAACAAUACGGAAGUAAAACGGUAGGGAGAGUUUGUUUGGGUUUGUUUGUCCUCGUCCGCGAAAACAUACAUGCUGAAUUACCCAACUUUCAGUCGGCUAAAACAUGUCUAAACUACAGUCGUUUCGUGUGUUUUUAAAUGAGCGUUUAACCGCGGCAGCUGUGGAGAUUUUCGGGGCAGUUGAAGAAACAGUAGCGGACUACCAGGAGGAGAAUGAUCGGCUACGGAGACUGCUGCGGAUCACACCGGAGAUACAACUAUGUAGAAUAGACUCCCUGCAGCUCUCUGUCUCUGAGGAGGAGGUUCUCCCUGAGCAGCAGCACUGUGAGCAGGAGUGGAGCCCCAGUCUGGGGCAGGAGAACCCAGAGCUUCCACAGAUUAAAGAGGAACAGGAGGAACUCAGGACCAGUCAGGAGGAAGAGCUGCUUCAAGGGCUGGAGGCUGAUUUCAAAUUCACUCCUUCCUGUGUGAAAAGUGAAUGUGAUCAGGAGGACCCAUUUCAGUCCUUCACUUCUCCCCAAACCCAGACUGUGGAGAACAGAGAGAGUGACCCUAAACAAGUGGUUCUCACACCUUUUGUUACUGUGACCCAACUAAAGGGUCUCCACAUUCCCUGUGACCCUCCAGAUAAUCAAAACAAUGCCUCCAGCCACAGCUCAGCCGUAAGCAGAAACCCAGUAGGACUUGACAGCAGCCCCUCCGAUCCCAGCCCUGGAUCCCAGCCCUCCAUGAUCGGAACAUUCUUCCCAGCACGUCUAGAAAAACUCACCACUGCCGUGAAUGUGGUGAAAAGUUUGCUCUAA